AAAGUCAAGUAAAAAAUAACGGGGUUAAUCUCUCUCACCUUGACAUCCAAAAGAGAGAAUUAAUAAUUUUACGAGGAAUAACCACCUCCCAAAUCAACCAAGCCUUAAAAGCAAAUAAUCCUUAUCCAGCCAGAGUAUUUUUAAAAGUAGAUAAUCAAGAACAGGAUAUUCCUGUUUUUUUUAGAAUAAAAGGUUCUUAUUUAGAGGUAAAAGGACAUUUUGAUAAUCCCAAAAAUGGCAGUGAUAGACCUAGUUUUACAGCCACUUCUUAUCAACUCCUUGACCCUCAUCUCCAAGGUAAAUUCACCCUAGUCCAAGCCACCCAACAAUUACCUCACUUCGAACAAGAAUUAGCCCAGAUUAAACAAACUCGGGAAUUAUUAGAAAAUCAUGACCAAUAA
Ambispora leptoticha is the source of this 401-nucleotide messenger RNA. The record is from the annotation of a GenBank genome assembly. Lineage: Eukaryota; Fungi; Glomeromycota; Glomeromycetes; Archaeosporales; Ambisporaceae.